GCCGUUGGCUAACCGGCCCGGUUGUGCCCGGCGAUUGGUGGGCGGCGCUGAGGGAGGGCUGGCUGGGGCGUGCGGGCAAAGCCAUCCGGUGUGUGUGGCUGCCGCCGGGGCUGGAGUAAGAAGCGGGGAGGGGUGCGGAUGUAAACACUGGACAAUGGCUAAUGCCUCAGAUGUUAAAAGAAGUAGGCCCAGGAUUCCAAUCAUAAAACUAUUUUUGGACUGAAUAGAACACCCUUUAGACACUGAUACAACAGCAAUCUAGCAAUGGAACAAAGAAAAAAUGACAGUUUUGUCCCAAGUAUCACACAGUUGGAACACUUUUUGACAGAACACAACUCCAAUGUUGUUUGGCUAUUAGUUGCUACAAUCUUGUCUUGUGGAUGGAUUAUCUACCUCACUUAUUAUAAUUCCCGAAAUGUAGGACUCAUUUUAACAUUGGUUCUGAACAGAUUAUAUAAACAUGGCUACAUCCAUAUUGGUUCCUUUUCAUUCUCUGUCCUGUCCGGAAAAGUCAUGGUUCGUGAAAUCUAUUACAUUACAGAAGAUAUGUCUAUCAGAAUCCAAGAUGGAUUUAUUAUAUUUCGCUGGUGGAAAAUGUACAAUCCAAAGCAGAAACAACAUGAUCCAAAAGCAGAAACUAGACUGUAUAUCAUGAUGAAUGACUUUGAAUUUCACGUCUACAACCGCUCUGCCCUUUAUGGACAACUCCAGGAAUUAUUUGGUCUGGAUCCAACAAUAAUUCCAUCAAGAAAAGAGGAUGAAAAAGCACAAGAAAAUGGAAGAGACACAACACCCUCCAAUCUCGAAAGUGUUAAAGUAAAAACAGAAUCUCAAGACCCUUCCUCUUCAUGGAGAUCCCUUAUUCCUGUAAUUAAAGUCAAUGUUAGCACAGGUCGCUUGGCAUUUGGGAAUCAUUAUCAGCCACAAACACUCUGCAUUAACUUUGAUGAUGCUUUCUUAACAUACACCACGAAACCACCUUCAAGUCACCUUGACCAGUUUAUGCACAUUUUGAAGGGAAAACUGGAAAAUGUCAGAGUUAUGUUAGUUCCCAGUCCAAGAUACGUUGGUCUUCAAACUGAUGAACCACCAAGGUUAAUGGGAGAAGGCUUUGUUGUAAUGCAGUCCAAUGAUGUUGACAUCUACUAUUACAUGGAUGAACCAGGUCUUGUACCAGAGGAGACAGAGGAAAAUAACGAUGGAGAAACAACCGAUGAAGACAGUAAACUGCAAGACCUGCCUCCAUGUUGGGGAUUAGACAUUGUAUGUGGAAAAGGAACAGAUUUCAACUAUGGACCGUGGGCUGACAGGCAAAGGGACUGUUUGUGGAAAUUUUUUUUCCCACCAGAUUACCAGGUUAUGAAAGUCUCGGAAAUUGCACAGCCUGGCAAGCCAAGACAGAUCCUUGCUUUUGAGUUGCGGAUGAAUAUCAUUGCAGAUGCCACUAUUGACUUGCUCUUUACCAAAAACAGGGAAACCAAUGCUGUACAUGUAAACGUUGGAGCAGGCUCGUAUUUGGAAAUAAAUAUUCCCAUGACAGUCAGUGAAAAUGGCUACUCCCCUGCAAUUAAAGGACAGCUUUUACACGUUGAUGCCACCAGCAGUAUGCAGUACCGAACUCUUCUAGAAGCAGAAAUGUUAGCUUUUCAUAUUAAUGCCAACUAUCCCCGGAUAUGGAACAUGCCACAGACAUGGCAGUGUGAAGUUGAGGUUUAUAAAGCAACCUAUCACUUUAUCUUUGCUCAAAAAAACUUCUUUUCAGAUUUGAUUCAAGACUGGUCCAGUGAUAGUGCUCCUGAUAUUUUCUCAUUUGUUCCCUAUAUAUUGAAUUUUAAAGUAAUGUUUCAUCAAUUUGAAAUGAUUUGGGCAGCAAAUCAACACAACUGGAUUGACUGUUCCACCAAACAACAGGAAAACGUUUAUCUGGCAGCCUGUGGGGAAACUUUAAACAUUAUUUUCUCUCUGCCUUUCACUGACUUUGUUCCAACCACAUGCAAUACUAGGUUCUCUUUAAGGGGAGAAGAUGUCGAUCUUCAUUUAUUUCUACCAGAUUGCCAUCCUAGUAAAUAUUCUCUCUUUAUGUUGGUGAAAGAUUAUCAUCCUAAUAAAAUAAGUCCUGAAUCCUGUAUUUCGGCUGAAUGUCAAAGUGGUCAAAAAACAGGCAAGCCCAAGUGGAGGAAUAUUACUCAAGAAGAGGCUGGAUGGGUUGAAUGCUGGACUGUACCAAGUGUUACAUUCACAAUUGACUACACUUGGCAUCCAAUUUAUCCACAGAAGGCAGAUGAACAGUUGAAGCAAUCAUUGUCAGAAAUGGAAGAAACUAUGUUAUCUGUACUAAGGCCAUCACAGAAGACAGCCGAUAGAUUCAUUUCCUCUCCCACAGCCUCAACUCGGCUUCCUAUUGAUCCCUCGGAACUUCCACCUGAUAAGCUACAUGUGGAACUGGAAGUCUCCCCAGAUUCUCAGAUAACCCUGUAUGGACCUCUACUAAAUGCCUUUCUGUUUAUAAAGGAAAAUUAUUUUGGAGAAGAUGACAUGUACACAGAUUUUGAAGAAGUCAUUUCAAGCCCUGUCCUGUCAAUGUCAACAUCUUCAAGCUCUGGGUGGACAGCAGUUGGAUUGGAGAAUGACAAAAAGGGAAGUGAGAGUUCAGCCAAACCAGUUCAUCCCCUAACCUUGCGCCCUUGGGACAUUACUGUACUCGUUAAUGUGUACAAAGUGCAUGGACGGCUACCAGUGCACAGCAGCACGGAUGGUCCUGAAUGCCCUACUGCUUUCUUGGAAAGAUUGUGUUUUGAGAUGAAAAAAGGAUUUAGGGAGACUAUGCUGCAACUUGUACUAUCCCCAUUGAACUUAUUCUUGAAUGACAGCUAUCAGCGACCCUCUGUGGAUGAACUACUUAGAGAGGGCCAUAUCAGCCUGUCAGGUCUGCAGCUACGAGCUCAUGCUAUGUUUUCAGCAGAAGGUCUGCCUGUGGGAAGUGAUACUUUAGAAUAUGCAUGGCUGAUUGAUGUGCAGGCUGGUUGCCUUACAGCUAAGGUUACAGCACCACAGCUAGCAUGUCUGCUGGAAUGGGGACAGAUGUUUGUGUUUCAUGUUAUGUGUCGAGAGUUUGAACUGGAAAGGCCAAAAUCUGUAAUAAUGUGUCAGCAUGGAAUUGAUCGUCGGUUUUGUGAAUCUAAGAUGAACUGUGUUCCUGGGCCAUGUCCAACAUCUGAUGAUUUAAAGUACACUAUGACACGCCUUGCAGUAGAUGGAGUAGAUCUGUAUAUUGUAGAGCAUGGCUGUGCCACCAACAUAAAGAUGGGUGCUGUACGUGUUGCAAACUGUAACCUCCACAACCAGUUUGUUGGAGAGGGUAUAAGUGCUGCUAUCCAAGACUUUCAGCUGAGACAGUACGUUGAGCAGGUGAAUACCUGCAGAGUUGGUCUUCAACCUGCAAUACUGCGGAGGGCAUACUGGCUGGAAGCUGGGUCUGUCAAUUUGGGACUCAUCACUGCUGAUAUUGCUUUAGCUGUGGAUCAUCAUUCUAAACAUGAAGUACAGAGACAUUUUUUAGAAACACAUGAUAGCAGAAUUAAGAGGUUGUGGUUUUUGUGGCCAGAUGAUAAUGUGAAGAACAAGAGAAGCAAGAACAAGUGUGGCUGUCUUGGUGGCUGCCGAUUCUUUGGUGGCACAAUAACAGGACUAGACUUCUUCAAGCUUGAAGAGAUGACGCCUUCAAGCAGCUCUGCCUUUUCAAGUACAAGUGCAGAAUCUGAUAUGUUUUAUGGACAGUCUUUAUUGCAGCCAGGAGAAUGGAUUAUUACCAAGGAGAUUCCCAAAAUUAUAGAUAGUAAGACAAAUGAUGUAAAAAGAAAAGAUUGGGAUAGCAGAUCUGUAGGUAUAGAAAUAGAGAGAAAGGCCCAGCACCUGUGUCUGCAAGUACCAUUGCGAUCCCAUAGCUCCUCCUCAUCUUCAGAGGAAAACAGCAGUUCCAGUGCUGCACUUCCCUUGCUUGCAGGUGAGAAGGAAAGCCCUUCUUCUGCUACUGAAGAUCGCAUGGGAGAAAAGGAGUUCGUGUCUGGUGCAAAAAGAGAGGAUGGUCAUGGAAGUACUCCAGCAGAAGUUUCAGAAAGCAGUCCUGUGUCUCCUAACAACCAGGAAAGGUCUGUAGGACAGUCUCCCCUCAGGUCUCCUUUGAAACGGCAAGCAUCUGUGUGUUCUACCCGACUUGGGAGCACCAAGAGUCUUACUGCAGCAUUCUAUGGUGACAAGCAGCUUAUUCCAGUUGGUGUUCAGUUCAGUAGUGAUGUCUCUCGCAGUGAUGAGAAUGUCUUGGACUCUCCAAAGCAGAGGAGAAGCUUUGGUUCUUUUCCAUACACACCAUCUGCAGAUUCAAAUUCAUUUCACCAGUAUCGCUCAAUGGACUCUAGCAUGUCAAUGGCUGAUAGUGAAGCCUAUUUUUCAGCAGCUGAAGAGUUUGAGCCAAUAAGCAGUGAUGAAGGUCCAGGAACCUAUCCAGGGAGGAAAAAGAGAAAAAAGCAAGCCCAGCAAAUUGAAUAUAGUAGAGGGUCAAUCUAUCACAGUGUAGAAGGACCUCUAACUAGUACAGUCCAUGGAGAAGCCAGUCAAGAUCCAAAGACGUUGCCAAUCAAGACUCAUGCUUCACAGGCUUCAUUUGUUUCAGCAGUGGGAGGAGACGAUGAGCUUGUUGAGUACAUGUAUAUCAUGGAAGCUGAGAAGACAGUAGAAAGUGAUCAAAUAACUUCCCAACAGCCUAUAAUGACCUGUUACCAAAGUUACCUUACCCAGUUUCAGGUGGUCAACUGGUCAGUAAAGCAUCCAACAAACAAAAGAACCUCAAAAUCUUCCUUACAUCGGCCUUUAGAUCUUGAUACCCCAACUAGUGAGGAAAGCGCCUCGUCUUUGGAGCAUCUUUCUGUUCCAACUUUUAAGAUUGUUAAACAGGGUCUCACAGCUAAUGCUUUGCUGGACAGAGGCAUGCAGCUUUCAGGAUCAACAUCCAAUACACCCUAUACUCCUUUGGAAAAGAAAACAAUGGAUAAUACAGAUGAUGAAACAAUAACAGAAGAAUGGACCCUGGAUCAUCCUGUCUCCCAGACUAGAACAACAGCAAUAGUGGAAGUAAAAGGAACUGUAGAUGUUGUUCUCACUCCUCUGGUAGCAGAAGCUUUAGACAGGUAUAUAGAAGCAAUGGUACAUUGUGCUAGCACUCAACACCCAGCAGCAAUUGUGGAUGAUCUACAUUAUAAGGUCCUCAGAGAAGCUGUACAGAACAGCAAAACAACCUUUUCAGAGAAUUUAUCUUCCAAACAGGAUGUUAGAGGAACAAAAACAGAGAACCCUGCUACAGGAACAACAAACGAAGGACAGGCACAAACUAAUCUUUUACUUAAGCAAGAUAAUGUGAAAAUUAAAGGUCUUCAGGCCAAUGUUACUAUACCCAAGAUAAACUUGUGUUUAUUGCAAGCAUCGGUUGAAGAAACCCCAGGCAUUCCUUCUGGCAAAACUGUGACUCAUGUUUCCUUAGUAGCUUUGUGUUUUGAUAGAAUUGCUACACAAGUUCGUAUGAACAGGGGUCUGAUUGAAGAGACUUCAAACAAUGCAGAUACAGGGAGGAAUUCAGUAACAUUUGAUCGAUACAUCCAUGCCAGUAAAAUGCAGCCCCAGUCUUCUGGCUCGCUGAGAUCAAAUGCUGGAGCAGAAAAAGGAAAAGAAAUUGCUGCCAAACUGAACAUUCAUCGUGUUCAUGGACAGCUUAGAGGCCUUGAUACAACAGACAUUGGGACUUGUGCAAUAACAGCGAUUCCUUUUGAGAAGUCAAAAGUUCUUUUUACUUUGGAAGAGUUGGAUGAAUUUACUUUUAUAGAUGAAACUGAUCAGCAAGCUGUUCCAGAUGUAACUCGAAUCGGUCCCAGCCAAGAGAGGUGGGGCUGGAUAAUGUUUGAAUGUGGAAUUGAAAAUUUAAUAAUAAAAGGAGGAAGACAAUCUGGAGCUGUUUUAUAUAGUACUUUUGGAGUCAUGGGUAAAUCUAGUGCCACGGAGAGGGGUGGAUUGCUUGCAUCCAACAAUUCUUCAGAUUCUCCAACUGGUAGUGGUUAUAAUACCGAUGUGUCUGAUGAUAAUCUUCCUUGUGAUAGAAGUCCCUCUUCGGACAUAAAUGGAAAUUCAGUUUCAGAUGAACAGGAUGAAGGAGUUGAAUCUGAUGAUCUGAAAAAAGAUCUUCCUCUAAUGCCUCCCCCACCUGACUCCUGCAGCAUGAAGCUGACAAUCAAAGAAAUUUGGUUUAGUUUUGCAGCUCCCACUAAUGUGCGCUCUCCUGCCCAUAUAUUUUCAAGGCAACUGAACCUACUGAGCACUGCAACUCCUGCUGUUGGUGCGUGGCUUGUUCCCAUUGAUCAACUGAAGUCCUCAUUAAACAGAUUAGAAACCGAAGGAACUCUAAGGAUUUGUGCUGUCAUGGGCUGCAUAAUGACAGAGGCAUUAGAGAAUAAAAGUAUGCACUUCCCUUUGAGAAGCAAAUACAACAGACUGACUAAAGUGUCUCGUUUCCUACAAGAAAAUCCUUCCUGUUUGCUGUGUAAUAUAUUGCAUCACUACCUUCAUCAGGCAAAUUAUUCCAUCAUUGAGGAUGCUACCAUGAGUGAUGGCCUUCCUGCAUUAGUGACUUUAAAGAAAGGUCUAGUUGCACUUGCUAGGCAGUGGAUGAAAUUCAUUGUGGUGACACCAGCUUUCAAAGGAGUUAGCUUACACAGACCAGCUCAGCCGUUGAAACCACAGAAAACUGCAUGCCAUGAGCAUGAGGAUGGAGUUGGAUUAGACAAUGGAGGUGGCCUUCAGAGUGACACAAGUGCUGAUGGAGCAGAGUUUGAGUUUGAUGCAGCUACAGUCAGUGAACACACAAUGCUCCUAGAAGGAACAGCUAACCGUCCUCCACCUGCUGGAGUUUCUUCUGGGCCUGUAACUGGGGCUGAGAUCAUGAGGAAAUUAUCCAAGUCCCAUACUCACAGUGAUUCUGCUCUGAAAAUAAAGGGUAUACAUCCGUAUCAAUCCUUGAGCUAUACUAGUGGAGACACAGCCACGGAUUCACCAGUGCAUGUUGGCCGUUCUGGAAUGCCAGUCAAGGAGAGUCCAAGAAAGGAGAGCCUACUCAGCUACCUUACUGGAAGUUUUCCUAGUUUGCAUAAUCUUCUUGAAGGGACUCCUCAAAGAAGUACUACAGCAGUUAAAAGUAGUUCUUUAACAAGAACAGGAAAUACCGUGGCCACAGACAUGUUAUCUGAACAUCCUUUGUUGUCUGAACCAUCAUCUGUGAGUUUCUAUAACUGGAUGUCAAAUGCUGUUGGCAACAGAGGAGGUGUAGUGCAAGAGUCUCCCAACACCAAAUCUGGACACAAUAGCCUUCCAACAGGUGUUGCACCCAAUCUUCCCACAAUACCCUCUGCUUCAGACUUCAAUACAGUUCUGUCUAGUGACCAGAACACUUUGGAUGGGACACAUUCUCAGCAUAGCACCAGUCAGGAUGACAUUGCAGGUGUAGAAGAGGGUAACCAGGGAUUUCCUGCUGUUCAACUUGCAGAUGCACAGGUUGUUUUCAAACCUCUUCUGAGCCAUACAGGAAUUCAGUCUCAAGAUGCAGUGCCACUGUGCUAUAGAAUGUAUUUCGGAGAGUAUCUUUCAUUCUCAGGGACUUUGGACUGUCUCAGGGCAGACAUUGUUGAUUCAGAUACAACAAAAGAGAGAAAAAGCAAGAGAGCACGAAGGCAAGGAGCUGUCAAUCUUCCCCCACUUGAAUUCAAACCGGCAUUGAUGUUGGAAACUUUUAGCAUUAGUGCUGUUGUAAUGGAGAAGUCAAUGUGUACACCCCAAAACUCCACCAGUGCCCUUUCUUUUCAUGACCUGAACAAGCGUUACUACAAUACUUUUCACUGUAAUUUUACAAUUUCCUGCCAGUCCAUAAGCCAGCACGUAGAUAUGGCACUGGUUCGGCUUAUUCAUCAAUUCAGUACAAUGAUAGAUGAUAUUAAAGCCACACAGACGGACAUCAAACUUAGCAGAUACACUGCUGGCUCGGCCUCACCAACACCUACCUUUAAAACCCGCAAACAUAGAGACUUUCGUUCUUCUGACUUUAGCCGCAGCUCCCGAGGAAGCAUCAAUGGAGGCAGCAGAGUAAACAAUGCAAAGAACAAAAGAACCAAUAAUGAGAACAAUAAAAAAGAAUCUCGGAACAAGAAUUCUCUUGGGAGAUCAGAAAGAAGAACUUCUAAAGUAUCCAGGAAGGGUUCAAAGGAUGUGGUUGAUCACAUGACCAUUCAUAUGGAUGACUCGGAUUCAAUUACUGUGUCAGAACAGAGCGAGCCCUCUGCAGAGUGCUGGCAAAAUAUGUAUAAACUGCUGAAUUUUUAUUCACUUAUCUCUGAUCCAACCGGGAUUUUAGAAAAAUCAUCUGAAACUUUUGGGCCAACAGGUGUUCGGAGCCCUACUGAACCUGCAUGUAGAGUUGUGUUUGAGAAUGAACAGGACAAUAGCAGUUUGAGCAAGACACAGAGGAAGCGCAGUCUCGUUACUUCUGAACCUCAGCACGUGACUCUAAUAGUCUUUGGAAUAGGCAUGGUGAAUCGCACACACCUUGAAGCAGAUAUUGGUGGACUAACAAUGGAAUCGGAGCUGAAGAGGAUUCAUGGAAGUUUCACACUAAAAGAAAAAAUGAAAGAUGUACUGCACCAAAAGAUGACUGAGACCUGUGCCACUGCUCAUAUAGGUGGUGUUAACAUUGUUCUGCUGGAGGGAAUUACACCAAAUAUCCAACUGGAGGAUUUUCCUACAUCUCCUACAAGCACAGCCAAACAAGAGUUUCUAACUGUAGUCAAAUGCAGUAUUGCCAAAUCACAGGCUCUUUAUAGUGCCCAACGAGGAUUGAAAACAAAUAAUGCUGCAGUGUUGAAAGUGGGAGCUAUCAGCAUCAACAUUCCUCAACAUCCUGCAACUCUACAUAGUAUGAUGGUGCGCAGUUCUCACCAGCUUUCCAAACAGAUCUCAGACCUCAUCAGGCAACCAUCUACAGCCCCACAGCCUGCAAAAGAAGAUGUUGCAACUCCAUUGCCCUCUGAAAAGACACCAACAAGUGUUAAUCAGACUCCAGUUGAAACCAAUGAAUUUCCACAGCUGCCGGAAGGCUUAGAGAAGAAACCCAUAGUUCUUAAAUUCAGUGCCAUGAUAGAUGGUAUAGCUAUUGGAGCAGCACUCUUGCCAUCUCUAAAAGCAGAAUAUAAGAUGGGAAGAAUGAGAAGUCACGGAAUGACAGGUGCUCAAACAAGGUUUACAUUUGAACUUCCAAAUCACAGAUUGCGAUUCACAUCAAAAGUUUCUGCCACUGAUAUGUCUACCAUUCCUCCUUCAGCAAGUCUUAAUCUUCCCCCUGUCACUAUGUCAGGCAAAUAUGUCAUGGAGGAACAUGACACCUAUUCAGAUCAAAUAUGGAGUAUAGAUGAGCUACCUACUAAACAGGGCUAUUAUCUACAAGGGAACUAUUUACGUUGCGUGGCUGAGGUUGGUUCCUUUGAACAUAAUCUCACAACUGACCUUCUAAAUCAUUUAGUGUUUGUACAAAAAGUGUUCAUGAAGGAAGUAAACGAAGUCAUACAGAAGGUGUCAGGAGGGGAGCAGCCAAUUCCUCUUUGGAAUGAACAUGAUGGCACAACAGAUGGAGAGAAGCCUAAAAUUCUCCUGUACUCUUUGAGCCUACAAUUUAAGGGAAUUCAAGUGACAGCCACAACUCCAUCAAUGAGGGCCGUGAGAUUUGAAACUGGAUUGAUAGAACUUGAGCUCUCAAACCGAAUACAAACCAAAGCAAUGCCUGGAAGUACCAGCUACCUUAAACUGUUCGGUAAAUGCCAAGUGGAUCUGAAUCUGGCAUUGGGACAAAUUGUUAAACAUCAGGUCUAUGAAGAAGCAGGUUCUGAUUUCCAUCAAGUUGCUUAUUUUAAGACAAGAAUUGGAUUAAGAAAUGCUCUUAGAGAAGAAAUCAGUGGUUCAUCAGAUAGAGAGGCUGUGCUUAUUACUUUGAACAGGCCAAUUGUCUUUGCUCAGCCUGUGGCGUUUGACAGAGCUGUGCUAUUUUGGCUGAAUUACAAGGCUGCUUAUGACAACUGGAAUGAACAGAGACUGGCUUUACAUAAGGAUAUUCACAUGGCUACAAAAGAAGUAGUAGAUAUGUUACCUGGAAUCCAGCAAACUUCUGCCCAGGCUUUUGGGACACUUUUUCUUCAGCUAACUGUUCAUGAUUUGGGAAUUUGUCUGCCCAUCACAAAUGCACCACAGUCUAACCACACAGCAGAUCUUGACACUGGCUCUGCUUUAGUCCUGACCAUUGAAAGCACAUUAAUCACUGCCUGCUCUUCAGAGUCUCUGGUCAGCAAAGGACAUUUUAAAAAUUUCUGUAUCCGCUUUGCUGAUGGUUUUGAGACGAGUUGGGAUGACUGGAAACCAGAAAUACGAGGGGAUCUAGUCAUGAAUGCUUGUGUAGUGCCAGAUGGCACCUAUGAAGUCUGUUCAAGGACAGCAGGACAGGCUGCUGCAGAAAGCAAUAGUGCUGGAACCUGGACUCUCAAUGUGUUAUGGAAGAUGUGCGGUAUUGAUGUCCACAUGGAUCCUAACAUUGGAAAAAGAUUAAAUGCUUUGGGUAAUACCCUCACAACACUGACAGGAGAAGAAGAUGUUGAUGACAUUGCUGACCUCAAUUCUGUAAACAUAGCUGACCUAUCAGAUGAGGACGAAGUUGAUACCAUGUCUCCCACUAUACAUGCAGAGACUGUUGAUUAUCGGCGACAGGGAGCAUCUGGUAGCCAAGUUGGAGAGCAGAGAGGAAGAAAACUUGUGAAACGUUUAGUAGAUAUUAGGGAACUAAAUGAACAAGCCAAAGUAAUUGAUGACCUCAAAAAACUAGGUGCAAGUGAAGGAACCAUAAACCAAGAAAUUCAGCGCUAUCAACAAUUAGAGUCAGUAGCUGUGAAUGACAUUCGCCGAGACGUCCGUAAAAAACUACGUAGGUCCAGCAUGAGGGCUGCUUCUCUGAAGGACAAAUGGGGCCUAGGUUACAAACCCAGCUAUAACCGGUCUAAAACAAUUUCAGCAUCUGGAAGACCACCUCUAAAAAGAAUGGACAGGGCAAGCUCUCGACUAGGAGACAGUGAAGAGCUCCCAGAAAUCCGUGUAGAUACAGCAUCUCCUGGACCCAGAGUAACCUUCAACAUACAGGACCCUUUGAAUAAAACAGUUUUGGGGAUUACACAGCAAUCCAGCUGUCAAGGGGAAGGGUAUUUUCAGUUUCCAGAGGAGACAGAACUGGACCUUUUGUCAGUAACUAUUGAUGGUCCAUUCCAUUACUCAUCUAAUAGUGAAGGAUCAUGCUCAGUAUUCAGUUCACCCAAAACUCCAGUAGUCUUCUCACCAAGCAUUCCCUUCCAGCCCGAAGAGGGACGGCGGGAUGACAGUUUAUCUUCAACCAGUGAAGACUCUGAGAAGGAAGACGACCAUGAGAGAGAGAAGGCUUAUUUUUACAGAAAGCCACAGAAUACCACUCGUAAGAAAGCAACAGGCUUUGCUGCAGUUCACCAACUGUUUACUGACCGCUGGCCAUCAACUCCUGCCAGCAGAAAUGUGACUGGCACAACCACAGAGAGAAAUAUUGACUUUGAACUUGAUAUCAGAGUUGAAAUUGAUUGUGGAAAAUGUGUGCUGCAUCCAACAACGCUUCAGCAAGAGCAUGAUGAAAUAAGCUUAAGAAGGAGUUAUGAUCGGAGUUCCAGAAGUUUAGAUCAAGAGUCUCCUUCAAAAAAGAAGAAAUUUCAAACUAACUAUGCAUCUACUACUCAUUUACUUGUUGGCAAGAAAGUGCCGUCAUCUCUACAGACAAAGCCAAGUGACCUGGAAACUACAGUAUUUUAUAUUCCUGGUGUAGAUGUAAAGUUACACUACAACUCUAAGACUUUGAAGACUGAAUCGCCAAAUGCCUCCCGGGGAUCCUCUUUGCCAAGAACCCUGUCCAAAGAGUCCAAGUUGUAUGGUAUGAAAGAUACUGCCACACCUCCUUUGUCUAAUACUACCCACAGCAAGACUAAUACUUUACUUCUGCCCCAACCCCCACCCAUCCCAUCAGCCAAAGGGAAAGGAAGCGGUGGAGUAAAAACUGCAAAAUUGUAUGCAUGGGUUGCACUUCAGUCACUGCCUGAGGAAAUGGUCAUUAGCCCUUGCCUAUUGGACUUCUUAGAGAAGGCUCUGGAAACUAUUCCUAUUACACCAAUAGAGAGGAAUUAUGCAGCUGUCAGUUCACAAGAUGAAGACAUGGGACAGUUUGAAAUACAAGACUCCUUGGAGGAGUCCACAGCCUCACUAGUGUCAUCGUCAACGUCAGCAUACUCAUCAUUCCCUGUGGACGUGGUGGUUUAUGUACGAGUUCAGCCUUCACAGAUCAAGUUCAGCUGCUUACCUGUAUCAAGAGUAGAAUGUAUGCUGAAGCUGCCCUCUCUAGACCUAGUGUUCUCUUCAAACCGAGGAGAAUUGGAGACCUUAGGCACAACUUGCCCCACAGAAAACUUGGCAGUUGGUGGUAAUACUUCACAAACUGGAUCAAAGAACUCAGUUAAUAAAACUGGGAUACCAGGUUCAUCUGGACUAGGCAGCCCUCUUGGCAGAACCCGACAUAGCAGUAGCCAGUCAGAUUUGACUAGCUCUAACAGCAACUCAUCAGGCCUGAGCUUCACAGCCUGCAUGUCUGAUUUCUCCCUUUAUGUAUUUCAUCCAUAUGGAGCAGGAAAACAAAAAUCUGCUGUUACUGGUCUAACUCCCGGAUCAGGAGCACUAGGUAAUGUAGAUGAGGAGCCCACUUCAGUCACUGGUCGGAAAGAUUCUCUGAGUAUUAACCUUGAAUUUGUGAAAGUAAGUCUAUCAAGAAUAAGACGUUCAGGAGGGGCUUCAUUUUUUGAGAGCCAGUCUGCAAGCAAAGCUGCAAGCAAGAUGGAUACUACGUUAAUAAAUAUAUCUGCUGUCUGUGAUAUAGGAUCUGCUUCUUUUAAAUAUGACAUGCGGCGACUCAGUGAGAUUUUGGCCUUCCCAAGAGCCUGGUAUAGGAGAAGUAUUGCCAGACGCCUUUUUCUAGGUGAUCAAACCAUAAAUCUACCAGCAGCAUCAGGUCCUGGAACACCAGAUUCCAUUGACGGGGUAAGCCAGCAUCUUUCUCCUGAAUCGUCACGUAAAGCAUACUGUAGGACUUGGGAGCAGCCCUGCCAGUCUGCUUCAUUUACACACAUGGCACAAUCACCCAAUGUUUUUAAUGAGCACAAUACAAACAGCAGUAUGUCACCUGGGACAGCAAAUCAUAAUUUAAAAUCUCCAGCUGUUGCAAGAUCCCGGAGUGUAUCCGAUUCUUCAGUUCCCCACAGAGAUACACUCUCGAAAACAUCAAACACCAAUUUAAUAAAUCAAAAUAAAGCUUGCAAGUCAGCAGGGACACCAUGGGAACUCUGGUUGUGUUUGCUAUGAAUUUGAAACAAUUAAAUGUCCAAAUGAAUAUGAGCAAUGUAAUGGGCAAUACUACGUGGACUACCAGUGGUUUGAAAAGCCAAGGACGUUUAUCUGUUGGUAGUAACAGAGACCGUGAAAUUAGCAUGUCUGUUGGUCUGGGAAGAUCACAGCUGGAUUCUAGAGGAGGUGUGGUUGGAGGUACCAUAGAUGUUAAUACCUUGGAGAUGGUGGCUCAUAUUUCUGACAUCCAAACAGCAACUAGUCACAAAUUUCAGAUUACUAUGGGUUUACAGAAGCACGUGUUGACUAUAUGGGGUCAGUACCUUAUGGGAAUCUUCAGUAUGCAGAUCUUAAACUGCAGGAUGAAUGGAAAGUUAAUCUGUAUAAUACCUGGAUUCAAGGUAUUUUCUGAUAAAAGUGAGAUAUUGUCCAUGGAGACUUGAAGUGGGAUAUCUUCAAGUGAUGAUUUCAAGAUCAACCACCCCAGACCUGA
Dermochelys coriacea (leatherback sea turtle) is the source of this 14020-nucleotide messenger RNA. It is a transcript of the gene BLTP1, whose product is annotated as KIAA1109 ortholog. The transcript has 81 exons. The coding region runs from base 265 to 13545 and encodes 4426 amino acids. Lineage: Eukaryota; Metazoa; Chordata; Testudines; Dermochelyidae. Gene Ontology annotation, biological process: synaptic vesicle endocytosis. The record is from RefSeq and is a predicted model, not a curated record.